UAGGAGAUCAACUUGGCAAGCAUGAUAUUAGGAAAAUGCUACUCCACUAGCGUCGCCGACCGUUGGGAUUAUUAUGGGACGGCGUGGCUAAGGAGCAUGGAUGAGGACAUCAUGCUUCCUAAAUUACCGCCCGUUUGGUACCCGAUCCAUACCCAGGUGUCCUUGCGGGUCUUUUCCUUAGGAUGCUAAGCAUAAACAGAGGCGUUCUUUGAUGGAGACAAAAGGAGAUAUGGGUGGAUUCAAGUCGGCGACUCGAUUUGAAUAUACAAGAUGACUAAAGUAUAGCACCUUUACGCCAAUUUUAAAGGUUUUAAUUUUUUUUUCCAUCCGCCGCUUAUUCGCCAAUUCUUCCCCUUAUCCAUCGUGUCCGGCAGGCGUCAAAGGCACAUCUAAUAUUUUGCGGCUUAAGAAUAUGUUUAGACCUUUCCUAUCCGGCGCCGCCUUCGGUGCAGCCCUGACAGCAACUGCGAUCCAUCAACCUGCUGCUAUCGUUGGGCAGAUGAAUUUGCAAGACUGGCACAUGGUUACCACCUUUCUGACUGCUUCUGGAACUAGCACUAUAAUCGUCAACGUGUUACAACGACUAGGUUAUCUUCACUUGAACCCUCGAAAUUACUCGACAAUCAACGUCUUCGGUUUUCUCGACGGUAACAUAAUAGGGGGGUGUCUAUUAGGCGCUGGCUUGGCUGUCUCCGGAUCUUGUCCAGGGACAGUUUUCGCACAAGUCGGGGCUGGCAUCCCCUCUGGUCUCUACGCACUUAGCGGAACGAUAAUCGGGGGUAUAAUCUGGUCGUGUCUUCUACGGCCUACAAUUCACAGUCGAGAGAAACCGAAUAAGAGGACAGAGAUUUCUAGACACCGCCAUUUAACCUUGGACGAGUGGAUAGGGACGAGCCAGACGAAAAUACUAGUAACUCUCGAGAUCUUGUUGACAAGUGUUAUUACGAUAAUCGUCUACUUGGCAUCCCCUAAGUCCGAUGGAUUAGCAGGGCCGGUAACAGGAGGUUUUUUGAUUGCUGGCGCUCAACUGGUUUCGAUCGUGCUACGGAAGACCCUCCUCGGUACCUCUAGUUCCUUCGAGGAGGUCGGCGACUAUCUUUGGUGGAUAAUAGGGCGAGGAGAAAAGCCGAAGUCGUACAAUACCAUUGUGCUUGCCGCAGGUAUGGUCACUGGAGCAUUGGUCGUUUCGUUAGUGUCGCCAUCUACGAAAGCGGCAUCUGAAAUCGAAAUCAAACCCACUAGAGCGGUUCUUGGCGGCGUUCUCUUAGCAAUCGGCUCUCGAAUGGGAGGUGGUUGUACGUCCGGGCAUGGAAUUAGCGGAAUAUCGCUCCUUUCUGUCUCGAGUUUUAUUACUGUGGCUGCCAUGUUUGCUGGUGGUAUGGGUGUGGCUAUGAUUAUGGGGUAACAUAUAUACCGCCCUUACGUGCGUAAAAGGAUACUAGUGGUUUCGGUACAUGUUCCAACCGUCAAGAAGAGAACACGAGGACAUCGAGUGAAACGCGCAUAUACCUGAACGAUAAUCGCCUCAUCGUACUAUAUGACCUUCACCAUACAUCGUACAAUACGGAAUCAUAUCCGUACCAUUUCCCCUCAAGAGUAUUAAAUCGGGUUCGCCGAGGUCCUGCUCUAUUCGCCUUUACAAAAGAAAUUAAGGAG
Messenger RNA from Hypoxylon trugodes, 1656 nucleotides. RefSeq lists its product as uncharacterized. Bases 413 to 1405 code for a protein of 330 amino acids. The transcript is spliced from 2 exons. Lineage: Eukaryota; Fungi; Ascomycota; Sordariomycetes; Xylariales; Hypoxylaceae. The record is from RefSeq and is a predicted model, not a curated record. Gene Ontology annotation, cellular component: plasma membrane.